Rangifer tarandus platyrhynchus (Svalbard reindeer) is the source of this 309-nucleotide messenger RNA. NCBI's taxonomy places the organism in Eukaryota, Metazoa, Chordata, Mammalia, Artiodactyla, Cervidae. The record is from the annotation of a GenBank genome assembly.
AUGCCAGAACCAAGUCGUUCCCCUUCGGCUGUGGCGCCGGAGCCUCAAGGCCAUGGGCCUGCCCAGGGAGUGCCAGACGGACGCCCACCUCUGCUGUCUCUGCCCCGUUUGCGUACCCUCCAGCUGACUCAAGCCGGAAGCAGAACAAGAAUCACUCCUGUGGACCAGUGUCGGGACCAAAAAUUCCUCAGGGGGUUCCUGAUGGGAAAAUCUCGUCUCAACACCAGGACAGAAAUUCUGAUUUGUCUUCUGGAAGCCUCCCAGGAUGACCUCUCCAGCUCACUGACACUCACUAAGCCCCACUUGUAA